AUGGGUCUCCAGCGGGCUGGGAGGGCAGUAGCGGCAGCGAGCCCGGCAGUGCUCGUGUCCCAAGCCACCAAAGCCGUGAGGAUGGAGGAUGGCAGGAGAGCCCACGCUGCCAUUGUUGGCUGGGCAUGCACCACCCUGUGCUUGGUCUCCUGCGCGGCCGCCUUCUCGCACGGCGCGAGCCUUUCUGCCUGCGCCGACAUGAUGCCCAGGCACCUCAGAGUGCAGCUGCACAGCCCCAACAGCAACUACGUCACUGUCCGCACCAACAUGUCCUUCUACUUCCCAGGUGACAAGGUUCCAGUGACAGUGAGGAGCACCCGGGAUUAUAUGGGCUUUAUGCUCCAAGCUCGCAAAGUGUCCAACAACGAAAUUGCUGGCACAUUCAUCUUCAUGCCUCCUGGUUCCAAGCUGCUGACUUGUUUUGAAGAUGGGGACACUGUCACCCACUCGGACAAGUCACUGAAAAGAAACCUGUCCUUUGUAUGGAAAGCGCCAGACCAACCCAUUGGAGACAUCAAGUUUUUCAUCUCCAUAGUCCAGUCAUACUUUGUUUACUGGGCAAAGAUUGAAUCUGCCAUCGUGGCUCAGGGGGGGCAAAACAAGACGCUUGUUGGCAGCAGCAAGAAGCCCGAUGCCGCAGCCCCUGUGCCCUCGCAGGGACCAGAUGACACACACCCCACAGGAACGGCGAGCAAAGGUCCCACCUCUCCUGCAGGCUCCCCCCUGCGCACUCCAGCACCGCCUGCCAGCCCCACUGGCAUCAUGGCAACACCAGCACCAGAGCCAGGUUUUGGUGUCGGGUCAGAUGCCCAUCCCAUUGCUGAGCCAAAGCAGCCAGCACGGACUUCACGGGCUGUGUCCGGUGGGAGCAUCAGGUCCAGAGGCCGGGCACUGGAGCCAUCCUUUCCCACCCAAGAAGCAAGCACGGUGGAUGCCUUGCAAGGUUUCCUCUCCCAGAACAAUGCCUCCAGCUUCAGCACCUCCAAUGGAGCAGGAAGCAAUGCCAGCACUGCCACCCCACGCUUGUGUUUGACGUGUACAGACCACAGGCAGGCCAGUACCAAGAGAGAGGAUAUCUCGAAAGCCAUCCUGCAUGUGACAGCGUCUCCCUCUGCCCUGCACGUACACACUCACCUGGGUGACGCUGCUGCAACCACAGCCCGGUUUGGGGAUGCCAGCACUGCUGGCAAUUUGUCCUUGGCUUCAAGGCAAAUGGCAGAAAGAGAGCUGGCACCACAGCAGCCAGAGGAGACCGGCACCCGGAGUGAGGAAGAGAAGGAGGAGAAGGCAGGUGGGAAUACCCUGGCAUGGGUGACCAGACCAGCUCCCAAAUCUGCUGUUCCUGGGAAAGGGAAAGACCUUGGCAGAGGAAGCCGACUCCUUGCAGCCCAACUUGGCAUCCUGCUGGUCUGCACGGCCGCCCUGGGCCUGGCGCUGGCAGCUGCCGUGCGCUGUGUCUGUGCCCAGCACUGCCACAAGCGGACGGAGGUGUCCUUCGGCGAGCCGGACCCCGGCAUCGCCGCCAGGGAAAACGGGGAGGCGGUGCACUUCCGAAGGAUCCGGGAGAACAGCUUCGUGCUGGUGCAAGCCGAGUACAACUGGGUCAGCCCCUCGAGCAGAGGGAAGAAGACAAUCAUCUGAACAUCUGCAACGCUGAAAGCAGCGCUACAGCGGCCAGUGCGGGUGCAAAUAGCCCGGGGUGCACGGCACAGGUUAUAGGAGGU
This is a messenger RNA of Chiroxiphia lanceolata (lance-tailed manakin), 1724 nucleotides long. It is a transcript of the gene REELD1, whose product is annotated as reeler domain containing 1. NCBI's taxonomy places the organism in Eukaryota, Metazoa, Chordata, Aves, Passeriformes, Pipridae. The coding region runs from base 1 to 1641 and encodes 546 amino acids. The transcript is spliced from 8 exons. Gene Ontology annotation, molecular function: oxidoreductase activity, acting on metal ions. The record is from RefSeq and is a predicted model, not a curated record.